This is a messenger RNA of Cucurbitaria berberidis CBS 394.84, 1491 nucleotides long. RefSeq lists its product as uncharacterized. The transcript has a single exon. The annotation marks the transcript as partial. Gene Ontology annotation, molecular function: polyubiquitin modification-dependent protein binding; single-stranded DNA binding; metalloendopeptidase activity. NCBI's taxonomy places the organism in Eukaryota, Fungi, Ascomycota, Dothideomycetes, Pleosporales, Cucurbitariaceae. Gene Ontology annotation, cellular component: nucleus. Gene Ontology annotation, biological process: DNA damage response. The record is from RefSeq and is a predicted model, not a curated record.
GACAGGAAUCUAGGAUGGAAUAUUGACUGGGCUGUCGCAUUUUUGGUUCAUCGCUUACAGACAACGCCGGGCGAUGCUGCUGAGUCACUUAGACGCAUACGCAUCCGAGCAGCGACGCUUGAACGGGAAGGCUUAAUCCAGGAAAUACCAUAUCGCAUCUUCAACAAGGUUGACGAGGUGCUCUUUGCUGGCCAUCUCAAGAAUGCGGUCUUCCUUGACAUUAGCAGUCUGGGCUCAGAUAUUUCUGGCGCCACGUACACGCAUAGCUGGGGACCUAAUACCAAUGUCAAGCGUAUCUCGAUUGUUCUCAAUCGCGACGCUCUCGAAUACGCUCGAGCAAGGGACGUCGUUGCGAUGCUGAUUCAUCACAUGAUCCAUGCCUAUUUUCUUGUCGCUUGUGGACCGCAGAAGGAAGAAGAGGUAGACUAUGGACGCCUUGACCACGGCGUACACUUUGGGGCGAUCAUGCUAGCCAUCAAGAAGCUUUCAGCUGUUCAUGGGAAGGAGCUCACACCGCUUGGCUUCGGGCACAGCUCAGCCGCUGUUCGCUACUUCGCCGAAGAAUACUACUACCCACGAAAAGGCGGCCCUGUAGAACGAGAAGACAAGGAGAAGUGGUAUUGCAGUCACUGUCAUUGUAACGUCGAGGGGAUCUCUGAGUGCGACAUCGACAAGUGGUACAGCAAAGUUUGUAAGCCCAUGUUUGAUCAACCGAAGAGCGUUCGAGUCGCAGAAGGCACUAUCUAUAAUGACCGCCGCCACGAGUUCGAAACGGAACGUCGCGCACGACUCCCGCCGUCUGCCAAAUCAGUCGAGUUCAUCUUCAAAGGCAACCCUAUCCUCGUCGCGAGCAAGAAGAUUGAUGAUUUCCUGGGUGUCCGAAGAGCCUUCGGCAAAGCGGAAAGUCGGUUCCUCGGGGUACACAAGGACGUUUCCGAAAAGACGUUUCUGCGCUUCUUAGAGUUUUUGCACACGGGCUCAUACCGUCCUGACCAGCAUCCUUUCGCAGCUGCCGCAGCCAGCUUAGGGGUAGAAAGGAACGGUCCUCCGAUUGUCAAACCGCAGGGUAUGAGCACCGAAGCCUGUCUCCUGGCUGAUGUCCAGUUUGCGAAAUUGGGUAUUUUGAUGGGCUUUGAUGAGUGCAAGUACUAUGCGCUCAGGCGUAUGAACGCGUAUGGUGUUAUAUACGAGGACCCUGUCGCUAUCCUAAAGGAGAUAUACCAUGGCUACGAACCAGACCCAGAUCUCAAGGCAUGGGCGCGAAGAUUCCUCGUCCAAGCUCCAGCUAAGACAUCCCCGGAAUAUACCUCUACCAGUUUCCCACCCAGCAGCAGCAUCGAGCCACCAAACCUCAUCAAACUAGAAAGCGAGCAUGGAAUUCACCGCGCCCGCUUCCUCGACGCUAUAGACUCCAGCGGUGCGCUCGAAAACGAUGUCAACAAAGCACGGGCGGAAUUGAGGUUGGCCGGCUGGUACGGCGUGUCUUCUCUC